Molecule: messenger RNA, 2018 nt
Organism: Erigeron canadensis
Lineage: Eukaryota; Viridiplantae; Streptophyta; Magnoliopsida; Asterales; Asteraceae
Exons: 9
Coding region: 164-1807 (547 amino acids)
Cellular component (GO): membrane
Source: RefSeq, a predicted model, not a curated record
GCCACUUUUUCAAUGUUUCUUGUUUUCUUUCUCUACUUUGAAAUAAAUUUAUAAAAAAGUAAAUAUAUAAUUCCAAGAAUUUGUGUACCUUUUGUUCUCAAUAAAUGGAUUACAUAUAAAUAUUUCAUUUUGCAAACAUCAUGACCACCUGAAGAAUAAUAUAAUGAUGAAGAUUUCAAUUAUCUUUUUGUUCUUCUUCAUCACCUCUGUUUCUUCACACUAUGGAGAUCAAUCCAAGUUUAUGUUAGGUGAAGAUAAUUUUGGGCAUUGGAGAAAUGGUAUCUUGAGCUCAUCAGCUGCAAGCCAGGCCCCUGGUCCAUCCAAUGAUCGAUUCAACACGCUUGUAUUAGCAGGAUCAAGAACGAAGAGGCCCGAUAUUCUUAACCAUUUUAAGCGGUAUCAAGAUGGAUGGGACAUUACUAAUAAACAUUAUUGGGCAUCGGUUGGGUUUACAGGCGCCGCAGCGUUUACUCUUGCGAUAUUAUGGUUUGUAUGCUUUGGUUUGGCCAUGAUCAUCCAUCAUUGUUGUGGACUGAAAAUAGACAUCAAAGGCAGAAAAUCUCGUGGCUCCCAGAGAAUAUGCUUGAUUUUGCUUCUCGUUUUCACAUGUGCUUCAGCGGUCGGUUGCAUACUUUUUUCAGUCGGACAAGGUGAAUUUCAUGGCAAAGCCGUGGGCACAUUGAAUUAUGUUGUAAACCAAUCAGAUUACACCGUUCAAACACUCAUGAAUGUCACGGGCUACUUGUCACUAGCAAAGUCUGUUAACGUGGCCCAGGUUUUUCUUCCUUCAGAUGUUAAAGAUGAUAUUGACAAGUUGAACAUUGACCUAAACAGUGCCGCAGAUACGCUGAGGCAGAAAACGCACCAAAGUUCGCAAAAAAUAAGAACCGUCUUUGAUACUGUGCGAUCAUCGAUGAUUGCUGUUGCCAUAGUGAUAUUUCUAGUUUCGCUUUUAGGCCUUUUUUUGUCCAUUCUUGGUCACAAGAAUGCAAUCUACAUAUUCAUAAUCAGUGGAUGGUUACUUGUUGCGGUUACAUUUAUUCUGUGUGGAGUUUUUGUGAUUAUCAACAAGAGGCUAAUGAGCUAUUGUGUUUUCAGUGCAAUAUCGGACACUUGUAUGGCCAUGGGACAGUGGGUGGAUAACCCGCAUGCUGAAACAGCUCUUAGCAACAUCCUUCCGUGUGUUGACCAAGGAACCACCAAUGACACUCUGUAUAAGAGCAAGUUAGUUGUAAACGAUAUUACCAAUAUCAUAAACGGUUUUAUAGGUUCAUUUGCCAACUCAUAUGCGUCUCCUGGUGGGAACUCUAAUUACUAUAACCAGUCGGGCCCAAUGAUGCCGUACCUUUGCUAUCCAUACGACUCUCAACUGCACGAGCUAGAUUGUCCUUCCCAAUUGGUUUCUAUGGGAAAUGCUUCUGUGGUUUGGCAGAACUACACUUGCACGGUCUCGGAAUCAGGAUUUUGCACCAGCCCUGGAAGAUUGACACCAGACAUGUAUCAGCAACUAGUGGGAGCAGUUAACAUAAGCUACGCCCUUCAACAUUAUGCACCACCCUUACUCAGUCUCCAAGACUGCAAUUUUGUACGUGAAACGUUCAGAGUUAUCACCUCCGACCACUGUCAUCCAUUAGAAGACCGUCUUCAAAUGGUGAACGCAGGUUUGGGUCUUGUCUCUGUAGGAGUCAUGCUCAGUCUUGCACUUUGGAUAAUAUACGCAAACCGACCUCAAAGGGAGGAAAUGUUUGCUAAGAUAUCAUCAAAGUUUAAAGGCAAAUGCAAUGGAACGACCAGUAAUGACGUUUAAGAUGUUAGAAAAAUCAUAUAAAAUAGUUUUAGCUAUAUAUAUAGAGUGAUGUGAUUAGGGGUUUUUCAUUGUGAUAUCCCCCUUUCCUGCCAAAUUCAAGAUGGAGCGAAGCAUCAUUUUGAGUUUUGAGCAGGCGUAAAAUGUAUACCGUUCUUUUCGUUUAAAAAGUUUGUAGUUGCUAUGAGUCUCUAAUGAAAAAGAUUAAAGAAAA